Clavispora lusitaniae ATCC 42720 is the source of this 1191-nucleotide messenger RNA. RefSeq names its product putative nitronate monooxygenase. NCBI's taxonomy places the organism in Eukaryota, Fungi, Ascomycota, Pichiomycetes, Serinales, Metschnikowiaceae. The record is from RefSeq and is a predicted model, not a curated record. Gene Ontology annotation, molecular function: nitronate monooxygenase activity.
AUGUCUACGUUUGCAACCCGUCUAGGAUUGAGGUUUCCCCUUAUACAGGCACCCAUGGCCGGUAUUUCGAAUGUCGCAGUCGCAUCUGAAGUGGCUCGAGCUGGUGCACUCGGCUCUUUACCACUUUCAGCGAUUGAUUUGACCAAAAGUGUGGAACCGGUGUUUUCACAAAUCGAGGAAUUCCGCCAUCAUGCGCCCGCUGCACCUGUAAACUUGAAUUUUUUUUGCUUUGAUCCAGCGGAGCAGCAGCCUGUUUCUGAUGCUGCCAGAGAAAACUGGCGCCGCAUUUUUGCUGUCUACUCCACCGAAUCUCACGAUUGGACGGCGCGCGCAGUUGUAUCUUUCCGCGAGUUUGAGGAAAAAUGUCCGCAGGAGCUUAACCUGCUUGUGCGCCGAUUAGUGAGCGCGCGCGCACAAGUUGUGCUGUUCCACUUUGGAGCGCCAGCACCAUCUACAAUCGCCGCUCUUCAAGAGGGCGGGAUUAUGGUUUUGGCCACUGCUACGUCUGUGAAAGAAGCGCAAUAUUUGAUUGAUGCUGGCGUAGACGCACUCGUUUGUCAGGGCUUCGAAGCUGGAGGCCACAGAGGGAACUUUCUCGCUCUGGAUGCUGAGGAUGAAUGUCUCUCGACCCACGCCCUUUUUCUCCAAGUCGUUGCCCUUAAAAAAGGACUCCAAAAUGCGUCUGCGGAAAACAGCCAGUCGAAUAGCAGCGAAUUUGUUGCAGUAAACAAAAAACCUGCAAGGGACCCCUCUGACGUCUACGUGAUCCCUGCUGGCGGUAUUGUAGAUAGUGCCACUGCAACGUGGUACUUGGCCCAUGGUGCGGCGGCGGUGCAGAUGGGCACAGUGUUUCUACCUGUCGCUGAAACAAGCGCGCCUCCCUUUAUUGGUGACUGUAUUACAGAAAGGCGCGGCGUUCCUACAGUUAUGACAUGCAACGUUUCCGGCCGGUCCGCUAGAGCACUUGCGACUCCAUUCAUCAAGGACAUACAACGAGCGCGCGACGAGCACCCACAACCUUUCCCUCUGUUUGGCUAUGCCACGUCUGCAUACCGUAAACUAGCAGCAGGUCCCCCUGAGAAUGGCUUCUACUUGGCAGGACAAAACUACCAUUUGGUGGAGGUUGGGUUAGGUGCAAAAGAAAUUGUGGAGCGUAUAGGAAAGGCGCUCGCAUUUAGUACUGGCCAAUAA